Molecule: messenger RNA, 480 nt
Organism: Medioppia subpectinata
Lineage: Eukaryota; Metazoa; Arthropoda; Arachnida; Sarcoptiformes; Oppiidae
Source: the annotation of a GenBank genome assembly
CUGUAUUCGUUGAUAUUUUUCUGUGUAUUUAUUUUGAUUCCUUUCGUAUAUUUCUAUUACGAGGAGAAAAGCGAAGAGGGAUUCACUUCGGAAGGGCGCUUUUGUGGUGCAUUCAAAUAUAGUGUCGGCUUUCUAUUCGUUGCCGUUAUUCUCCUAUUGAUUGGGGCUUUCAUACCGUUACACGAAUAUCAUCCACACAACAACGGAACGAAUAGCAGUUCCGAAUGGAUCGAUGACAUGAAGUUCAUAAUCGAUGACUUGAGCCGAAACCGUGGCGAAGACGCGCUGUCUAUGGUGUUAAGCAUACUGUCAUCGGUGGGAGUGAUCUAUUUGGUGAUCUUCACGGGCUUUGGUAUGUCUUCGUUUCCCAUCGGUUUGAUUCGAGGCACUCGAAGCGCUCGUAUGGAAAUCGAACGCAUCCAAGACUCACAUCUCGCCAAUCAAACGAAGAUCAAUGCACUCAGAGAUCGGGAGCGCAUC